Aphanomyces astaci is the source of this 1503-nucleotide messenger RNA. RefSeq lists its product as hypothetical. The transcript has 3 exons. NCBI's taxonomy places the organism in Eukaryota, Oomycota, Saprolegniomycetes, Saprolegniales, Verrucalvaceae. The record is from RefSeq and is a predicted model, not a curated record. The coding region runs from base 1 to 1503 and encodes 500 amino acids.
AUGCACCAUCACAGGUCAGACACCGACGUGGCAUUGCCGCUGAUCACUCUCCCUUUGCGGCGGCGCGCAUCGUUCUCGCGUCCGCACAAGUUGGCCACAGUGACGUUGGCCCUAUGCUUGUUGGUUGGUGCGAUGGGGCUCUCCUUGAACGUCAGCGUCCUCCAGCAACCAUGGGGACCUAUUCACCCCAGUACUGCAAACGACAGGGUUCACCACGCCGAUGAAAUCGCACAGCUGCACCAAAACAUCACAAAUGGUCGGUCCAACAACUCGACCAACCGCAGCACACCCACAGCCCUGGCUCUACCGACCCCCAAGGCCACCGUAUUUACAACUCCCGCGCCCACCACCACCACUCCACAGCCGCCGACGCCUAAAUCCACCACGAUGAUCCCUGGGUUUGUCCCCCGUAAACUCCGGUUUCUCACGCUGGCCGACAACCCCCGGCCUGACAUUUGCCUCUUGGCGGCAUCCGUGUUUGCGUACGAGUCGAGCUCCGUCUUGAACGUGCUCGGGUGGAAUUACAGCUCGACAUUCUUCGACGGCACGACGUGUGGCCAAGGGUGCGCUGACAAGCGCGACGGUAAGCAGUACCGCCACGGCCAGCAAAAAAAGCUGCACUGGCUAUCGCACUACUUUGAAAAGAACCCCGAGCUCCACGACGACGACCUCGUGCUGUUCACGGACGCGUGGGACGUGGUUGUGCAAGACGACCCCCAAAAGUUGACUCAGCUGUUCCUUCAGAAGACAAAGCUCAAGCGCGGCGUGAUCUUCAACGGCGAGCCAUCGUGCGGCGACUCGUUCGGCAACGGCGGCAACUACGGCAACCAACUACGACAGAAGAAGUGGACGAUCCAGCUGACUGUAGACCAGAAGCCUCGGGUCAUUGCAGGACACAACAUGUGCUCUGCGGUCGCGGCCAAGACGGCGUCCACUGACGCUGCGCCAGGACCCAAUUGGAGCUUGGGGUCGGGAGGGUUUCUCGGCGACGUGCGCAGCAUCCGCGCGUUCUUGCGACGGAUCACGGAAAUCCGCGUCGCCCAAGAGAAGGACUUUUUUCGACUGGCCAACCCAAGUGCGUUCGCGGGCAACCCAAGGUUUGGCCAGCCACUGCGCCAGUCGUUUCUGUUUGAAGGCGACCAAAUUCUGUUUCAAAUUGCAUACUUAAAGUACCCCGAGGUGAACGUGCUUGUGGACACAGCCGCCGACAUCUUCUUUGUCAUGUCGUACCUGAUUGGCUCCGAGGAUUUUGACGAGUUUGGCGGGAGCGGGUCGUCGGGGUGCACGUCGCUGUACUUUCACGACCAAGUGCCGUCCAAGUUCACAUGGAACGACGUCCAGCCCGUGUUUUUCCACUUCCCAGGCGACUUCAAGCCCAUGUUUCCCCGCUGUGCGAACGCCACAGCUAAAUACCGACGGGCGCCGAACCCGGGCAAGUACUUCUACGACGUCGACCGCCAGCACGACGUGGCGAUAUCGUCCAUUUGUCCAGACUAUUCCUAA